Molecule: messenger RNA, 1815 nt
Organism: Cajanus cajan (pigeon pea)
Lineage: Eukaryota; Viridiplantae; Streptophyta; Magnoliopsida; Fabales; Fabaceae
Molecular function (GO): S-adenosylmethionine-dependent methyltransferase activity
Source: RefSeq, a predicted model, not a curated record
UAUUGAAACAGAUGAGUUUCCCGUUUUACCCUUGAAACCAGACUCAAUUUCCAAACCCCACCCUUCUUUCUCUCCGAGAACUCUAUUGUCUUCUUCUCAGUGGUUGCACCGCAACCGUUCCAUGGAGCCACCCGCAGCGAAACACGGCUCCUUGCGGAACAUUCUGGUUCGUCUCUUCUCCUUCGCCGUCCUCAUCUUCGCCGCGCGGUUCGCUAUCAUCGUCACCGUCCGCGGCGGAUCCUGCGACUCCGCCGACUUCUGCUUCUUCUCCGACAACUUCAACCUCUCCACCUCCGGCCGCUCCUCCGACGCCGAAGAUCCGUUUUCCGGCAAGAACUGGCGCCGCUCCGUCGAGCACUACGCCGCCGUUUUCCAGGACUUCAUCGCUGACGGCUCCCUCUCCCCGAACUCCCGCGCCCUCUGCAUCGACACUCCCUCCGGCGAGGACGUCCUGGCGUUGAAAGAGAUCGGCGUCGUCGAUUCCGUCGGAAUCUUCAAGAAACCGUCGCCGCCGUUGAUCGUCCACGGCGACGGCCGUCGGCAUCCGUUUUCCGCUGACUCCUUCGACUUCGAGUUCUCCGGAAGCGGCGGCCUGGAGCGGUCUCCGCGGCCGGCGGAGUUUGCCGCCGAGAUCUGCCGCACACUCCGUUCCGGUGGCUUCGCGGCGGUUCACGCGGCGGUUAGAGAUGCUUACAGCUUCGAUUCUUUCCUUGAAUUGUUCAAUUGCUGUGAAUUGAUCAGAACUCGAGAAAUCAACGAUGUUGAUUCUUCUCCUGUUCUUGAAAUUCUGAUGAAGAAGAAAAACAAAAACCCUAAUUUCGAAACCGAAACCGAAACCGUAGACAGUGGCAAUUUAGUGAAUAAGUGCUCUAUUCCGGGGUAUAAACGUGAAAUAGUUAAAAAUGCAGAGGCAUUGAUUGAGGAAGAGCCAUCGAAACCUUGGGUUAUACUGAAGAAAAAUGUGAAGAACAUUAAGUACUUAACUUCUUUAGUUGACAUAAGCUUUAAGAAUAGGUAUGUGUAUGUUGAUGUUGGAGCUAGGAACUAUGGUUCAAGCAUAGGUAGUUGGUUUAGGAAACAGUACCCAAAACAGAACAGAACCUUUGAGGUUUAUGCAAUUGAGGCUGAUAAGUCAUUUCAUGAAGAGUAUAGGGCAAAGAAAGGGGUCACAUUGUUACCCUUUGCAGCUUGGGUGAGGAAUGAGACAUUGUUCUUUGAGAUCACCAGAGACCCAAGCAAGAAAGUGAUGAUGAAAAGGAGUGGGAUGGGGAGGAUCAACCCUGUGCAAACUUCAUCUAGCCAUAUGGGUGACUUAGACAAGAUUCAGGGUUAUGAUUUUGCAGAGUGGCUCAAGAGUUCUGUUACAAGCAGGGAUUUUGUGGUCGUGAAGAUGGAUGUUGAAGGCACUGAGUUUCAUCUGAUUCCAAGGUUGAUUCAAACUGGGGCAAUCUGCUUGAUUGAUGAGCUCUUCCUUGAGUGCCAUUACAAUAGGUGGCAGAGAUGCUGCCCUGGUCAGAGAAGUGCCAAGUAUCACAAGACCUAUUCUCAGUGCCUGGAUCUGUUUACUUCAUUAAGAAAUUUUGGAGUUCUAGUACAUCAAUGGUGGUGAUAACUGAUAGCACACAACAAACCUUUCUCUAACUCUCUUUUUUCCUGCUUUACUAACAUUUUAGUACAGAACUAUAGAAUAUAGAUAUUCUUUUUAUUGUUCUCCACUGUUGGAUAUAAUAGGAUCUUACACAAUUAAAUUGAUUCUUUCUUUCUGUCCAUUGUCAUGCCUGCAAAUGAAAAAUUGAGUUAAUGAAAAUAUGUUUU